CAGAAGUUAUUCGCCUUUUCAGAGUUCAAAACGUUUCGCGAUCAUCAAAUUCUCUUUUGCUUUUAGUCUGAUAACAAUUUGACAUUAUUUGACGCCAAAUUUUUUCAUUCAUAUGUGUGUUAAUGUUCAAAGUUAUUUUAAGAGUGACCAAUCAAAAUUGAUUUGAACUAGUUCAAUGGAAAGCAUUGUGCAGAUAGGAACGGAGAAUCAUUAAGCUAAUAAAAAUAUAAUAAUUAUUGUGAUGUACAUUUGAAAAAUAAACAUUAAUAUCGCAUAAUUGCUACAUUUGCGUCACUCCUCCUCUUAUAUCUAGAAGCUCAACGAUAAUAUCUUCUAAUGUCGAGAACGAAGCUAUAUAGCUACAUAUAGAAGCACAUUUUGUACAUAAUAUGUAUAGUGAGCUCACCGAAGGUUGGAGUAGUAUUGUCUCGGCGUCCGAGCAUGAUGAAUGCAGAAAACGCGAGAAAUGGUGGAAAAAGUGAGAAAGAAGUGGGUGAAAGUGAACGAGUAAAUAUUGAAUUUUUCAAUAUUUGCUCUUCUGUGUAUUCAGCCAAGAAAGGCAGGAAAAAUGAAAAAGUGGAAAUACUCAGAGGCCUCUCCGGGAAAUUCCUCUCGGGACGACUAUGCGCCAUAAUGGGACCAUCUGGUGCUGGAAAAAGUUCCUUUCUCAAUAUUCUCUCAGGAUUUAAGACCACAUUUGACGAUGGUGAGGUCCUGAUUAAUGGAAAAUACUGCAAUGUGGAGGAAUUCAGAAAGAAAUCUUGCUACAUUCUUCAAGAUUUCGCCCUGCACAAAAAAUUAACCGUUCUGGAGACACUAAAAAUUGCUGCUGAUCUUAAAUUGUCGUCAAAAGUCUCCGGGGUGGAUAAAACGGAAAUUGUAUUAGAUGUUCUUCGAGUUUUGGGUUUGGAUGCAAAUUUGGAAACACAGGUGGAUCGUCUAUCAGGUGGAGAGUGCAAACGUCUCUCAAUUGGUGUGGAAUUACUCACAAAUCCCCCUGUGAUGUUUCUGGAUGAACCAACAAGUGGUCUAGACAGCGUCUCAGCUUGUCAGGUUGUCUCUCAUUUGAAAAAUUUGGCGCGUGCAGGAAGGAAUGUUGUCUGUGUUAUUCAUCAACCAUCGUCGAGACUUCUUGAAUUCUUUGACGAUAUCUACGUAAUUUCGCAUGGACAGUGCAUCUAUAGUGGUCCCCUAAGUGAUGUGGUGGAGGAUUUAAAGGGGGCCGGCUAUGAAUGUCCACAAUUCUACAAUAGGGCUGAUUUUUUACUUGAAGUUGCCUCAGGGGAACGACCAGGAGAUCUGAGUGUUCUCAUUGAGAGAGCCACAAAAGGAAUUCAAUUUAGUUGCCUUGAGAAAGGUGUUAAAAAUGGCAAAGAAGAACAUUCUGAAUUAAGUAAAAUGCUCAAUGGAAAUGGGAAAUUAGCAACAACGACAAGCAGAGAUAUUAAUAAAUAUCCAACAUCACAGUGGCAACAGUUUCGUGUCUUGCUAAAGAGAUCUUUUAUCUGCAUAUCCCGGGAUAUGAUUGUGACGCAAUUUAAAAUUAUUGUGCAUUUUCUCGUGGGACUACUGAUUGGCUUCAUCUACUACAACGUUGGCAAUGAUGGUGCGAAAGUUUCAGCCAACAUUUCCCUUCUCUUCUUCAUUAUCAUGUUCCUUUACUUUUCAAACUCCAUUCCAAUUGUUUUAUUCUAUCCAUAUGAAUCAAAGAUCUUUUACAGAGAAUACCUAAAUAAUUGGUAUGGAUUCCUGCCUUAUGUCUACUCGAAGAUUCUCUCUGAAAUCCCAUGCUUGAUGAUAUCAAUACUAUCAACAUUCAUUCCAAUCUACUACCUCUCGAGUCAACCAGUGGACACGCAGAGAAUUCUUCUUUUGGUCAACAUUUACCUCCUAACUGGGUUUGUAGCUCUCUUCGCUGGACUCGCAAUUGGAACGCAAUUUGAUCCCCAAUUGGCUAUUUUCAUGAUGCCCGCCAUUGGGCUGCCUCUCAUCGUUUUCAGCGGCUACUUCAUUCACUACAAUGAACUUCCGGUCGUUCUGCUGCCACUCACGUGGAUCUCAUUCUUCAGAUACAUCUUCGAAGGCUCCUUCCACGCUAUUUACAGCUUUAAUCGCAAAAAUCUCGAUUGCCACCAAAUUUUUUGCUACUUCCGCUCAGUCCCAAAAAUUCUCGAUCUAAUGGAUAUGAAGGAAAAUACCUACACAAUGGACGUCUUGGGAAUUAUUGGGUGGAUAGUUCUUUUCAAGAUUCUCUUUUUAAUUGCACUCAAAAUGAAAGUAAGACAGUUCACGCGUUGAUCGCGCAAAAUAAGAAAGCUUUAAGGUGGAUUAGAAGGUUUUUCUUUUGAUCUGCCAUUGAGAAAAUUUCUCAAAAAAAGGAAUAUAUCUAGAUAUAAGUUUUUGUACUAAAAUUUCCAAAGAAAAGUUUUAAUAAAAUGUUGAUUCUGUAGAAGAAA
Molecule: messenger RNA, 2456 nt
Organism: Lutzomyia longipalpis
Lineage: Eukaryota; Metazoa; Arthropoda; Insecta; Diptera; Psychodidae
Product: ATP-binding cassette subfamily G member 4-like
Exons: 8
Coding region: 442-2298 (618 amino acids)
Cellular component (GO): plasma membrane
Molecular function (GO): ATP binding; ABC-type transporter activity; ATP hydrolysis activity
Source: RefSeq, a predicted model, not a curated record